AUCUGUAUGGAAUGAGGGAAGAGCGUUUGGAAAUGAAGGGAAAUCCCGACAAAGAGUGAAUGUCGUAGUAACAAGUGGAAGAAAGUGAAGCGGAUUAAGAGCAAAUCAAAUCACUUUACGCCCACAUCCUCCCUGAUCUGUGGGAGAGAGGCGUGCUGCAGCUGUGUGGGAUCCGUUUGCUGCGGAGAGAGAGAGAGAGAGAGAGAGAGACGGGAAGGAGAAGGACAGAAAGAGAGAGAAUGAGAGAGAAAGAGAGGAGGCUCCCUCAUAAACCCUAGGAUCAGAGGACACCGCUUUCUGUUUCUCGUGUGGACUAAAAUAAAACUGCCUUUAUUCAGGUCCUUGGAGAGCUUUGUAGCACCAUGUCAUUAGCGUUCAGAGUGCGUUUGGUGUAAUGAGAGGGCAGUUUGUGAGCAGAUGAUGGACGUUGAGGCGUCAUAUUCAGAGUUCAUAAACUGUGAUCGUACAGGUCGCAGGAACGCAGUGCCAGACAUUAAAGGAGAGACGGUAGUGGUGGGGACCAGUGAACUAACCAAAGACAUGGCUCAGAUGGACCUGAAAGCUGCAGAGGUAGAUGCUUCUGGAUCUCCAGCCCCCGAUGCAGAGGCCUCCGGGAGCCAGGACAAUCAGGGGAAAGAGGGACCGUCAUAAAGAUCAAGAAUGACCCGGAGGAGAGAGGAAAGCUGAGGAGUUCUCUCCUUUUCUCAUCAAAAUUCUCCUCAUCUUUGCUCAUCAGGCAACAGUGAAGAGUUCCUCUCAUAGACUGCCAUUAAGGUGGACGUCCACCCGUUGCAUGCUGUUGAGUGCCUAAGAGACAGAUGGAGAAGACACUGCCUUUGCAAACACCACUAAAUGGGACGAAUCUGUCAAGGACUGUAUUCAUUCACAGCGCUGAGUGAGGGAAAGUUGUUUUUUUCUUACAGAGGUUGAACAGAAGCACAGGCUUUUUGAUAUUUUUCCAACCUAAACUUAAACUAAACCGUUCAAUCUCAUGUUGAGCUACUGUAUACUAUAAAGUACCAAAUAUAGCCUUUUUGUUACUGCCUGACAUGGAUGGCUCAAUUUUAAUUCUCUUUUUUU
Rhinichthys klamathensis goyatoka is the source of this 1080-nucleotide messenger RNA. It is a transcript of the gene pkig, whose product is annotated as protein kinase (cAMP-dependent, catalytic) inhibitor gamma. The transcript has 4 exons. Gene Ontology annotation, molecular function: cAMP-dependent protein kinase inhibitor activity. Gene Ontology annotation, cellular component: cytoplasm; nucleus. Bases 418 to 651 code for a protein of 77 amino acids. Gene Ontology annotation, biological process: negative regulation of cAMP-dependent protein kinase activity. The record is from RefSeq and is a predicted model, not a curated record. Lineage: Eukaryota; Metazoa; Chordata; Actinopteri; Cypriniformes; Leuciscidae.